Molecule: messenger RNA, 675 nt
Organism: Olea europaea var. sylvestris
Lineage: Eukaryota; Viridiplantae; Streptophyta; Magnoliopsida; Lamiales; Oleaceae
Exons: 4
Coding region: 1-675 (224 amino acids)
Source: RefSeq, a predicted model, not a curated record
AUGAGCAAGGGUUAUGUAAGGGAGAGCAUGAGUCCAUGUGCCGUACCUGUAUUGUUGGUGCCAAAGAAAGAUGGAACUUGGAGGAUGUGCGUGGAUUGCCGAUCUAUCAAUAACAUUACGGUAAAGUAUGGUCACCCAAUUCCUAGGUUAGAUGACAAGUUAGAUGAAUUAUAUAGUGCUUGCAUCUUUUCUAAAAUUGACCUUAAGAGCGGCAAGGACCUAGUAGAGCAUUUAGAACAUCUUAAAUGUGUGCUUGUGGUUUUAAGAAAUGAACGACUUUAUGCUAAUUUCAAGAAGUACACAUUUUGCAUGGAUAGAAUCAUAUUUCUAGGAUUUGUGGUGAGUGCUAAUGGGGUUGAAGUUGAUGAAGAAAAUGAGCUUUAUUCUCUAGUUCGAGCCUUGGAGACAUGGCAACACUACCUAUGGCCAAAGGAGUUUGUUAUUCACAUUGACCAUGAAUCAUUGAAACAUUUGCGAGGUCAAGGUAAGGAAAACAUAGUAGCCGUUGCAUUGUCGCGAAGGUAUGUGCUUCUCACUUCUUUAACUGCAAAAUUACUUGGUUUUGAGUAUGUUAAGGACAUGUGUAAAAACGAUCUUGAUUUUUCUAACAUCUAUAAUUCAUGUACUGAGAGGGCUAUUGACAAGUUCUUUAAAUAUGAGGGAUAUUUGUUUUGA